Molecule: messenger RNA, 2549 nt
Organism: Anopheles nili
Lineage: Eukaryota; Metazoa; Arthropoda; Insecta; Diptera; Culicidae
Exons: 4
Coding region: 1-1911 (636 amino acids)
Source: RefSeq, a predicted model, not a curated record
AUGAGUAGUUCCGUAAUGUUGUUUGCUUGCUCCAAAUGCUUCUCACGCCACCCGUUCGAGGAAUUAUCUCCGGGGCAACAACUUUGCAAGGAUUGUCGCGGAUCGUUUCCGGUGGUAAAGUGUACCUAUUGCCGCUCGGAAUUCCAGCAGACGUCCAAGGGUAGCACGUCAGCGAUCUGCCGAAAGUGCGAGGCAAACGUCAAACAAUAUGGAAAGCCCUCCGCUUGCGAGCUCUGCAAUAUUAUUGCUGCGUUCAUCGGAUCCAAAUGCCAAAGGUGUACAAACUCCGAGUUAAAAUAUGGACCAGCAGUAACGUGCGAUCAGUGCAAACAGCGGUGCGCCUUUAAUAGGCCCGAUUAUAAGGUUGAUGGCAAACUACUCUGCUGGCUGUGUACUUUAUCGUACAAACGUGCUCUCACCAAAGCCCGACAGGUAGAGAAUGAGCGACGACGGGCCAAAAAGCGCGCCGCUGAAGGAUCUUUCCCACCUCCACUGAGCGGUAGCACUGGAGUAACAGGAGGAAGUAACGAUCGACGAGAUCGUAUGCACGAUCGAGAAAAGAUCAGCUCCGCUGGUGGACAGGGCAACAGUGGAGGGCUAAAUUUGGCCGGUAGCGGCAUGUCCAGCCUUCCACCUCUUGGAGAUCUUAGUAUGGGUAUGAGCGGACAGGGAAGCGUCGGUCCUACGGGAUCAAGCGGUGUCGAUCGAAUCGAUAGCGGUGGCCCAGGAGGCGGAGGUGGCGGAGCUGGCAGCAACAACGGUGGACGAACGGACAAUGGGCGACAUUCGUCGUCGUCCAACAAAAAACCUCGCUCCGAUACGGGUAAAAUGAUACCGGAUAUGCCAGCGGAUAAGCUUCUCAUGAAAAGCGCCAAUAGUGGCAGCGGUGGUGGUUAUGUGGAUCCUCAUAGCUCGGACCACGUAAUUGCAAUGACACAGCUUAAAGAAACGAUCGCAACGUUACAGCGGAAGCUGAAGCAAAAAGAUGGCGUCAUACUGGAGAAGGAGAAAGAAAUCAGUGCCUGGAAGGGGAAGCAUUUUCAUCUUGAACAGGAACUAAUUAAAAAGUAUAAAGACAUGGAGAAAAAUUACGAGUUCAAACUCGACGUGCUGAAUAAAAAAAUAAAAGCUCAGCUUCUCGAGAUCGCAGCACUUUCGAAAGCCGUCAAGGAGCGAGAUGAAAGCAAAAAGAAAAAGGUAGUAAGCGGUUACUUGGCCACGACGAAAUUGAGCAAGCUCAGCAAAGCUUCCGGCGAUAUGAAGGACAACUCGGACAAGGAGAAAUAUUCUUCGACGCUCAGUCGGGGCGCUGGAGGCGGUGUUCGUAACCGGAUGCUUGAUGAUGACGACGGUGACGAAGAUGAUAAUAGCAGCAACAAAGAGGAUAAAGAGAACGACAGCGAAAAGGGCUCCGAUAAGGGCGGUUCUGGUAGGAACACACCGCGUGACAGCGGCAAGGAAAGCCCGCGAGAUGUUGACUCGGGAAAAGAAAGUCCUCGUGAUUCGGACAAAGAUGAUGACAGCGAUAAAAAGACUUCUACACGGACCAUGGAACAGCAGCAGCAGCAACAGUUACAAAACGAAGAUUCGCAGAAUGCCGUACAAACACCUCCAGGUGCGUACGUGGAGCAAUCGAAGGCCAAUAAAAGCAACGGUUCUUCCACGAAGGACGAAGAGGAUUCGGAUCGCGAAGAAGAAAAGGACGAUCGUCGUAGCUCAGAACGCGGAUCAGAUGUCGGAUCGGACCAGGGAUCAGAACGUGGGUCGGAUGGUGGUUCAGCAGAUCAUAGCGAUAAUGAAACAGACAAGGAAAGCGAUCGCGAGGAUCAUUCCGAUAAAGGUGGAAGCGAUAAAGAUAGUGAUCGAGAAGGGUCGAACAGUGGGUCAGAAAGCGAUCGUGAUUCGGACUAGACAAAAUUUCUGUAUACUGUGUAAAGGAUUCCCAUUUGCUGACGGCUUUGGACGGAUUCAAUCAGUUUAUAGCGAUGUUUGUGUACUCUAAUUGCUUUAAAAGUAUUUAAAUUGAACAAAACCAAACCCGCUUGUACAUAUGAGCUUCAUCUGAUUUACUUUUGCACUAUGUCCCGUUUACUGUUUACUUUAAUCUCGUUUAGUUGAUAAACAGAACUAAAUCGGGAUUGAAUUUCAACAUAAUUUACGCUGCUAUCGCAGAACGCUUGUAAGAUCGCGGUACGCCUUGGGCAGUUACGGAUAUAUAUAUAUUUUUAUAUUUUCCAUUAAGUUUUAUCCAAUACCAAAAUCGGCCUCUCCUCGAGCCGUUUAUCAAAACCAUCUGUAAAACUGUCGUCGAUUUUGAAAAUGACCCUUUUCCUCAGGUACAUAGAAUGACCAUUAACAGCUAAUAGAAUGUCAAGACAGGCCAAGAAAAUGAUGUUCGAAAUUAAAAAUGAUGUUUCUAGCCAAUCUAACGCAAAACUAUGGUAUGCUUGGGACUAAGAUGGGAGAUUUUCCUGGAGCAUAUAUCGCUGUAAACAUUGCUCAUCGUUCUAAACAGUACGAUGAGAAAACAAAUUGUAUGAAUAAAGAUU